Elephantulus edwardii (Cape elephant shrew) is the source of this 753-nucleotide messenger RNA. RefSeq names its product eukaryotic initiation factor 4A-III-like. Gene Ontology annotation, cellular component: catalytic step 2 spliceosome; nucleolus. Gene Ontology annotation, molecular function: mRNA binding; RNA helicase activity. The coding region runs from base 1 to 753 and encodes 250 amino acids. The record is from RefSeq and is a predicted model, not a curated record. The transcript is spliced from 2 exons. Lineage: Eukaryota; Metazoa; Chordata; Mammalia; Macroscelidea; Macroscelididae.
AUGGUGGCCGCGGCCAUUGGCGACCUCGGGGUCUGCGCGGAAGCGGACAUGAUCAAGGUGGAGUUCGAGACCAGCGAGGAGGUGGACGUCACUCCCACGUUUGACACCAUGGGCCUGCGGGAGGACCUGCUGCGCGGCAUCUACGCCUACGCACAGGUGGUGCUCAUCAGUGCCACGCUGCCCCACGAGAUCCUGGAGAUGACCAACAAGUUCAUGACCGACCCCAUCCGCAUCUUGGUGAAACGUGAUGAGCUGACCCUGGAAGGCAUCAAGCAGUUCUUCGUGGCUGUGGAACGGGAAGAGUGGAAGUUCAACACCCUGUGUGACCUGUAUGACAUGGUGAACAUCACGCAGGUGGUCAUCUUCUACAACACCAAGAGGAAGGUUGACUGGCUGACGGAGAAGAUGCAAGAAGCCAACUUCACUGUCUCCUCGAUGCACGGCGACAUGCCCCAGAAGGAGCUAGAGUCCAUUAUGAAGGAGUUCAGAUCUGGCGCUAGCCGUGUGCUCAUCUCCACAGACGUCUGGGCCCAGGGACUGGACAUCCCUCAAGUCUCCCUCAUUAUCAACUAUGACCUCUCCAACACCAGAGAGUUGUACAUACACAGAAUUGGGCAUUCUGGGCGAUAUGGCCGGAAAGGUGUGGCCAUAAACUUUGUGAAGAACGACGACAUCCGCAUCCUCCGAGACAUCAAGCAGUACUACUCCACCCAGAUCGACGAGAUGCCCAUGAACAUUGCGGAUCUUAUCUGA